Penicillium concentricum is the source of this 1350-nucleotide messenger RNA. RefSeq names its product CCDC90 family protein. The record is from RefSeq and is a predicted model, not a curated record. NCBI's taxonomy places the organism in Eukaryota, Fungi, Ascomycota, Eurotiomycetes, Eurotiales, Aspergillaceae. The transcript has 2 exons. Bases 1 to 1350 code for a protein of 449 amino acids. Gene Ontology annotation, cellular component: mitochondrion.
AUGACGACACCGAGGCUCCCGUUCCUGUAUCCGAAUUUGAUGCGCGCGGUGCGCUCAUGCGAACCGAGAACAUACCGCUCAAUUCGAAUCCCAUACCGGCCCAGUCAACGCUUCCAUACGAGCCAGCAACACCGGCGCGAUUCCUACCAGCGGCGUUACGGCCCAGCUGUCGAACCGAAUACUUCUCCUUCAUUGCGUCCGAAGAAGGGUCCCCAUGAUCAGGUCCAAGAUGUGCCAGAGGAUCCAUCUUCUGGACAUGAGGCUGUAAAUGCCUCGGAGCAGGAGGGAGAGUCGGAAACGCAACCUCAGGAAGCCGAGCAAGAUGUCGCAGAUGUCGCCAAAGAAGCUUCUUCGGCGACCCCGGCGCUAGAUCAACAAAUUGAGGACGACACAAAGAAAGACAAUCCCCCGACUGACCGGGAACCGCAUGAGGAGAAGGGAACGGACAUGGAUGGUGCUGAGCAGGAACAGGCUCCGGCUUCUUCACCCCCUCCUUCCGAAGGCCCGUCGGAAGAAAGCACAGAUACUUCUUCUUUUACAGGUCAAACUCCGUUCGAUGAUGUUCUCCACAUGCCCUCCCCGUCCGUCUACCUAUCCCCAACUGGAGAGCCCUCCUCGUCCGACGGUCGCCCGCCACAUUUGUCCCCAGCACCAUAUGUGCACCAUUUCGACACGUAUUCGUUGGUCCAGGAUCUGUCCAAAGGGGGAUACAGCGAAGAGCAGUCUACUACAAUCAUGAAGGCUGUGCGGGCUAUCCUACAGAAUAACCUCUCCCUGGCCAGGGAAAGCCUCACUUCCAAAUCCGAUGUCGAGAAUGAGGAAUACCUGUUCAAAGCAGCCUGCUCUGAGCUUCAGUCCUCGCUUCAGACAGCUCGCAACUCGGAAAUACAGCAUCAGCGCUCAUCGCGCACACAAUUACAGCAUGAAACCGAUAUAAUCUCACAGCGUCUCAGCCAAGAACUUUCAGGCAUGAAAGACGACAUCAAGGGCAUGUUCAAUGAUCACAAGAUGACCACACGAGAACAGCAGCGGAGCAUCGAUACCUCGGUUCAGGAAUUAAACUACAAGAUUACCGUAUCGCUAAACAGCGAUGGAAAGAGUGAGAUCGAAGGUCUCCGAUGGAUUUUGACCAGACGUGCCGCCCUGACGAUUGCUAUCUGUGCUUUCAUGAUCAUCGUCUUCUUGAAGUAUGCUUCCACACGCAAGGAGCCUGAGCCCAAGAAAGUCAAGAAAGCCGAGCAGCCUGUCGUCACCAAAGAAAUCGCUACUGAAACUCGAGUGGUCCAGGAUGGUGCCAUCCAGACAGACACUCCCUCUGCCGAAGCUCAUCUUGGCGAAUCUCUUGGUUGA